Chara braunii is the source of this 2360-nucleotide messenger RNA. Lineage: Eukaryota; Viridiplantae; Streptophyta; Charophyceae; Charales; Characeae. The record is from the annotation of a GenBank genome assembly.
CCGUCAUGCGACUCCCCAGUCGUCCACAGGUGUGGUCGGCCUUCGUCAAACAAUGAUGGAGGACAGUGCUGCCGUUAUCACGGCGCACGAGCAAACACAGCGCACAGUGAACGACUGGAUGACGGCAGAAUGUAUCCCAUUCAAUAUGAUGCGGAGCGAGUACUGGGACAAAAUGGUGCAUGCACUCAUGUAUGCGCCCAAAGGAUUCCGGUACGCGAAAUUCGAGACUGCAAGGACAAAGAGGGUCGAAGUGACGAGGGGGAGGGUCGGGAUGAGGGUGGAGGAGCUGCGGCAGGAGUGGUCAACCACUGGCUGCAUGUUGCAGCUUGAUGGUUGGACAGAUCGCCGACAAAGACCAUACAUCAAUGUGAUGGUCUCCUUCCCGAAGGGCUCUGUCUUCUGGCGAAGUGUGUGCAUGUCAGGGCGCAACAAAGGCGCCUCGGCAUACUAUGGCAUUCUGAAGAGGGCAAUAGAGGAGAUAGGUGCGGAGGCAGUGGUGGGGGUCGUUAUGGACAAUACUGUCGUUUGUGCAGCUGCGGGGCGAAUGGUGGAAGCGGAUCACCCGCACAUCUUCUCGGUCCCAUGCACAGCUCACUCACUCGACCUAAUUUUUGAGUCUUUCGCGAAGAUCACGUGGGUGGGCGAAGUUAUUAAAAGGGCGUCGGAGGUAGCAAAGUUCUUCACGAACCUUUCACGGGUGCGGGAUCUCCUCCUCCACUACUCCAAUGGCAGCGUCGUGGCAAAACCGGGUGCGACCCGGUUUGCCACGAACUUCAUCAUGUUGUCGAGCCUGCAGGGAAUAGACUUGCCGCUGCGAGCGUGUUUGACGGACGAUGAUCGGAAGCCAACGAUUGUGCACACUUCGCAACACGAACUGUUUGUGAGGGUGACACAUGCCAUCUUCGACGACACCUUCUGGGCAGAUAUCGAGAAGGUCGACGGCGCGGGCCCCACCAUCAGUAAGGUGUACGCCCGUAUGGACAGCGCUGUGGAGAAACUGAGGGAGAGCAGGCACUUCACGGAAGCAGAAAAGGAUGAGCUAGAGGSUAUAAUAAUGCGGCGCUGGAAUACAAUGACUUCACCACUGCAUUGUGCUGCGUUGUUUUUGGAUCCGGAGUACAGAGCGUCGCGGCCGGAAUCCGAUGCAGAGAUUGUGGACGGGUUUUGGACAUGGCUUUACUCGUGGUGCAAGGAGGCUGCRUACARGGAGGUCGACGCGGAGGUCUGUUCUUGGAUCGAGGGCACCGGGAGGCACACUACCGAAAAUGCGAGGACACAAGCCCGUACGAUGCAGCCGGCGAGGUGGUGGCGGAAGUGGUGCAGCGACAUGCCCAUCCUCCAAAAGCAAGCCGUUCGGCUCCUUGGACAAGGCUCCUCCUCCUCUAGUUGCGAGAGGAAUUGGAGCUUGUUCGAACGGAUUCACAGCCGUCUCCGCAACAAUCUUGGCGCCGUCAAGCUAAGCACGCUGGUUUUCAACAGAUGGAACCAGCACUUGUUGGACUUCUUGACCAAGAAACCGAAGGCUUACGAUGCGGCGAAGUGGGAAGAGGAUGAGCCGGUGGAAGAUCUCAAACGAGAUGAGAUAGCGUCGGAUGCACGCCUGCGGUUGGGGGAGUGGCGUGCCCACUUGCGCGGAACACAUUCGGUCCACGACGAAGGUGAGAAUGACGACUCGGGCUCCGACGAGGAGGACAUUCCUGUCCAAACUCAACAAACGGCUGUUGCGGAGGAGGUCACAAUUCAGCAUCGUCGGCUGCGCAGCAAGUUGUUCGAGCUCGAGAGGGAGCUCAACGAGUCGUGGAGGAAGGCAACGAAAGCUUCCAAGUUUUUGGCCCGGCAGCAUUUGCAUGACUUGGAUCAGGCUACCAGGACCAGGACCCUUGAGCAUGCCAACAAGUACAAAGCUGCGCGGGCUGCUGCAUGUGCACCACCCUCCGUACCCACCAAACGAGGGAGAGGGAGACCUCGAAAGGACGCUGCGACUCAUGGGGGGACAGGUGAUAAGGAAGUUGAGGAUGCGGAAGGUGGAGAUUUGGAAGGGCCCGCCGAAGAGGAGGAGGAAGCAGCGCUUGAAAAGACGAGCAGCGCUGACAAACAUGGCAGCAGCGACGGAAGCAGCAGCAGCGACGAAAGCGGGGCUGAGCAUAAUGAAAAUGACGGGAGCGGCGGCAGCGGAGGUGCGAGUGAUGGCAGCGACAGCAGCGAUGAAAGUGGAGGUGGCCGUGGCAGCAGUGAUGGCGGCGAGAAAGAUGGGAGGUCGUCGGAGGAAGAGGACAACUCCGAAUGCGAAGGCCAGUAGGGAGAUGGGAGUUCGUCGGAGGCAGAGGACGACUCCGACUUACAGCGCAGUCAGACAUCGC